AUGAAGUCUACUGAGCUGGGAUUUCUUUUGGGGUUCUUCGCCUUCUUCUUGCUGACUACCCCACUAAUGGGUGGUGUUACUAGGAUUUCUGAGAAAAUAUGUGGAAAACUCAAAGAUCCCUGCUUAAUGGACUACCGAUUUGGCAGCUGCUUUGAAAUUCACCUUAGAUAUUUCUACAACAAAACUUCCAAAAGAUGUGAAAGUUUUGUCUACUCUGGCUGUGAUGGCAAUCUUAACAACUACAAGCUUAAAAUAGAAUGUCAAGUAGCCUGCGAUGAAGAGUACAAAGCAGCGGUGAAGUAA
Molecule: messenger RNA, 303 nt
Organism: Balaenoptera musculus (blue whale)
Lineage: Eukaryota; Metazoa; Chordata; Mammalia; Artiodactyla; Balaenopteridae
Gene: SPINT4
Product: serine peptidase inhibitor, Kunitz type 4
Exons: 2
Coding region: 1-303 (100 amino acids)
Molecular function (GO): serine-type endopeptidase inhibitor activity
Source: RefSeq, a predicted model, not a curated record